Molecule: messenger RNA, 2292 nt
Organism: Drosophila willistoni
Lineage: Eukaryota; Metazoa; Arthropoda; Insecta; Diptera; Drosophilidae
Gene: Dbp73D
Product: probable ATP-dependent RNA helicase Dbp73D
Exons: 3
Coding region: 84-2129 (681 amino acids)
Cellular component (GO): nucleus
Molecular function (GO): nucleic acid binding; ATP binding
Source: RefSeq, a predicted model, not a curated record
CUCUAUUAUAAACAAAACAAAAGCACGUGGAACCGGGCUGCCUCUUUUAAUUUUCUAAUUUUCAUAAUUUUAUUAAUAGAACUAUGGAAUUAUUUACAGUAAAUCGUUACAACGACCAGGCAAAGUCGACGAAUGAAGAUGAAAUUCUACAAAAACUAUUACAAAAGGCUGAGAAACGUAAACGAAAACAUAAAGCCGUAGAAGAAGAGAAACUGGACAAGGAGCCACAGACAACGGAGCAUACAAUCGUAGCCGAGGAACUUCAGGAGGAGAAGGAGCAUCAGAAAGAAAAUGAUGAGCCCCUGCAAAGCGAAUCAUUGGCAGAGGAAGAGACACCCCCUUCAAAUGAUUUUCAAGUACUGGGAGCUGAAGCCUUGGCAGCCGCAGCCAAACGCCAAAAAGUGGAAUUAGUCUUACCGAAUUGGCUGGCUCAUCCCACUCUCAUUGAAGGCAAUUUGCAGCUAGAAGAGCAGGCCGAAAAUGAGACAGAGUCGGUUUCGGCCCUGCAACAGUUAGGCUAUUUAAAGUCUUUCACACGACAAGCCCUGAAACAAAUGAAGAUAAAACGCCCAUUUCCCGUCCAACGGGCAGUCAUACCAUGGAUUUUGGAGGCUCAUGCCAAACCAGAGCCUUUCCGUCCGCGCGAUAUUUGUGUUUCAGCACCCACAGGAAGCGGCAAGACUCUGGCCUUUGCCAUACCCAUUGUUCAAUUACUGAGCCAGCGUGUGGAGUGUAAAGUUCGAGCUUUGGUGGUGUUGCCAGUGGCGGAAUUGGCUCUACAGGUCUACAAAGUGAUUAGCUCAUUGUGCAGCAAAACUGAGCUUGAAGUCUGCCUUUUGUCCAAACAACAUCGCCUAGAGGAUGAGCAGGAAAAGCUGUUGGAACUGUACAAGGGCAAAUACUACUCUAAGGUGGAUAUUGUAGUGACCACACCAGGUCGCCUUGUGGAUCAUCUCCAUGCCACAAAGGGUUUCUGUUUAAAGUCUCUUCAAUUUCUGGUCAUAGACGAAGCGGAUCGUAUUAUGGAUGCAGUUUUUCAAAAUUGGUUGUAUCAUUUGGAUACACAUGUACGGGAGACCACCGAUCAGCUACUGUCUGGCACACAGGCGCCCCUCUGCUAUGCCGAGCUGCUGUCCAGCUUUGGCAAACAACCGCACAAGUUACUUUUCUCGGCCACCCUCUCACAAGAUCCGGAGAAAUUACAGAAUUUGCGUCUCUUUCAACCAAAAUUGUUUACCACUGUACUAAAUCUGCCCGUUUUCCAACUGAACGAAGGAAAGACGGAUUCAGUACAGGAUCAAAUCGUUGGCAAAUAUACGACACCGGCUGAGCUAACCGAACAAUAUUGUGUGACGGAAAUGCGGCUGAAACCUUUGACGCUAUUCGCCCUGAUCCAGCAAUAUAAAUGGAAGCGUUUUCUUUGCUUUAGCAAUAGUGCCGACACGGCUAAUCGCUUGGCCUUUGUGUUGAAAAUACUUUUCCAGUCAUACGACAUUACAGUCGAAGAGCUUUCUGGCAAUAUGUCGGCCCUGGAGCGGUCUACUACUCUAAACAACUUUGCAAGAGGUAAAAUUAAUGGCCUAAUUUGUUCCGAUGCUUUGGCUCGUGGCAUAGAUGUAGCUGAUGUGGAUAUUGUUAUAUCAUACGAGGCUGCACGUCACAUCAAAACCUAUAUACAUCGUGUCGGUCGAACAGCUCGUGCCGGCAAAUUGGGCACAGCCGUGACUCUGCUCAGUGAUCAGGAUCUCGAUCAGUUCAAAAAGAUGCUUCUUGAUGCUGGCAAAGCCAUGGGUGAUGAGAUCAGUGUCUCUACCGACUUUGAAGUGGAACAUGCCAACCUAUAUUCGACUGCAAUGAGUGCAUUGAAAGACCAACAAAGUCUUGAAAAGUCCAAGAAGGCAAUUACGAAACGUCGCCUUGCUCAUCAUGCCAAAUUGCAUAAGGAGAUGGAGCACAAGGAUCAGCGUACUCUAACUCUUAUGGAGAAAUUGCAAUUGAAAACAAUAUCUGAUAUAAAGAAACCAGGAGAAAAGGUGCAUAAAAUCGACAAGUCAUUGCAAGGUGUCACCAAACCCAAGGAAACAAAGAGGAAACGUCAAGCCAAAAUAUUUAAAGCCAUCGAGAAGUAAUAGCAAUGUUUUUUUUUCCCUAUUUUUUUUUUUGAAUGUAAAUAUAAUUAGAUUUUAAAUAAACCUACGCUAUAUAUGUCCGUAUGUAUAUAAACAUCUAUAUACAAUAUAUAUUUAGUAUAUAUAUAAAUAAAUGUUUCUGUUUGCUGUCUUAUCACUGUGA